CAAAGAUGGCGGACGAUGAUGGUGAAGAACUUCAGGAAAGUCUAUCAAAAUUUUGCACAGAGAAACCAAAUACCCACCUCAUCUUGGUAGCUGUUCAGAAAUGCGUUAGUAGUGGAAAAUGGACCCGGCUUUUGGAAUGCUUGACUCGAUCUGACCAUAAGGAUGCUCUUGAAUUUGUUGGUUGGGAACUAAUUGGAGUCAUAUCUCAAGCUAUUGCUGAUGACUUUGAAUCAGAUGCUCUUGAAGAAAGAAAGAAAAUCCUUCGAUUAAUCGCUGAGAGAUGCAGUGCAAAGGAGGUUUGCAUUGGAGUGUUGGAACAACUUGACUCUGGGACAGACUGCCAUUUUAACAAUUUUGUUACUCUGCUGGAUACCCUUAAGACAGCAAUACACAGGCUGCAAGAGAAGAAGUCAAAGUAUGUUGGUAUGGCACUUCCAUGUGUGACAAGAUACAUCAAAGGUAUUCAACUCUCAGAUGAAAUAGAGACAGAGAAAGAGUCUGGCAGUGAAUGUCUGAAAAUGCCAUCCAUCAUGAAACAUGUACUGGAUUUUCUCAGACCAUUGGUGCAGGAAGUCAGCUUGCAAUCAUCCUCUGCUGAAAUUUCCCCCUCAAGUUCUUGCAUCAGCCAAUUAGGACCAGAGAUUAUCAAAUGUUUGAUCCAGCUCUUGGAUUAUCCAUUGGUUUUUGUGGAUUUAGAAAAACAUUCUAAAGAAAAUGCAGACCCUGAUAAUGAGGAUGAUGAAUCCAUUUCUGAGGAGAAAUGUUCUUUGACUGUAAUGGAAUACAGAACAAUUGCACUGGAAAUUAUGAAAUUCAUUCAUAUGGCUAAUGGAUCGUAUCUGUACCUCAUGGAAUACACUUCUAAAACAUACAACAAUGUUCAAGAAAAAUCAAACAAGACUUCAGACAGAGAUGUUUCCGCAGAAGAGGAAUAUGAUGAUGAGGAUGAGCAAGAAAGAAGCUGUUAUCCAGUGUUAGGCCUUGGCUGUUUUGUUUAUUUACUACUUGUGGAAAAGAUGGAAGACAGAAAUAUCCCUGCAGUUUUUAGCUUUAGAUAUUUACUAAGAGUCAACAUCAAAAGCAUCCUCUUCCUUCUUAGCAGAACAGAACACGGUGUCAUUUACAAGGGUUUGGGACUGUUGGAGACAUUGUCAAAAAGACUGAAAGAUAAGAGUUUGGUGUACAAUCAGUACGAGUUCAAAGAUUUAAUGGACAUUGUUAAGGCUCUUAUAAAUGUUAUGACGAUGUGUUCAUCAAAGAAAUUG
Pocillopora verrucosa is the source of this 1265-nucleotide messenger RNA. The record is from RefSeq and is a predicted model, not a curated record. NCBI's taxonomy places the organism in Eukaryota, Metazoa, Cnidaria, Anthozoa, Scleractinia, Pocilloporidae.